This is a messenger RNA of Culex pipiens pallens (northern house mosquito), 2595 nucleotides long. RefSeq lists its product as uncharacterized. The record is from RefSeq and is a predicted model, not a curated record. Bases 1218 to 2042 code for a protein of 274 amino acids. The transcript has 3 exons. Lineage: Eukaryota; Metazoa; Arthropoda; Insecta; Diptera; Culicidae.
CAUGCUGGGAAAGGUAAAAAAGGCCGGAUACCUUGGCGCGAGGCUAUCCAAAGCAAACCGCCAAAAAGCUGCAUCUUACUAUUCAAGUCUGGCCCCAUUCAUUCCUACGGACUUUGCUCGACACCCUCGAUCUUUUGAGGAACUAUCUAAUUUCAAGGCAACGGAGUUCCGUCUUUUCGAUUCUUAUCUCGGAGUUCUGGUGACAAAAAAGUUCUUUUCUCAACAACUUCACGAUCAUUUCUUGCUUUAUUUCUGUGCCAUGCGACUUCUAUCAAUGAAGGACACUCCGAGCGACAAAAUCGAGUUGGCCCAAGAUCUACUCGGCGAAUUCGUCCAGCAGUUUCAAGGGUAUUAUGGCGUACACAGUCUUACGCACAACGUACACAUGUUGCUCCAUUUGGCGCAAUACGUUGAACUGUAUGGAAAUCUUCCAUCUAUUACCGCGUUUCGUUUCGAAAACUUUAUGCAACAGAUCAAAAGUUUUCUGACUAAAAAGAAACAUCAAAUUCUACAACAGCUACAUAACCGCCUUGCUGAACAGGAAGUUCUAGCGAAGAAAAAUGUGAACGUGCAAAUUACAGAAAAGUUUAAAUUAAAGAAAAACUUGCUGGGUUGUGGAUUUGCUUACCGCACGUGCAGUUUUGACGAUCAGACGGUAAUUAGCGCAAAUGGCAGGGAUGAUUGUGUACUGAUCGGAGGAACGCCAGCUAAAGUGCUUGGAUUCGCUGAGAUAAACGGUACAAAAGGUGCCAUUGUACAAGAGUUUUCCAACUUACAACCUCUUUUUGUAAAACCCAUUAAUUCCAGUGAAAUCGGCCUUUGGAUUACUUCAAACAUCAAUGACGAAAUUAUAUUUGUUGAGCUAAACUCAGGUUUAAUUAAAGCGAUAAAAAUUCCUUUUGAAUCUGCCUACAUAAUAAUUACAAUGUUACACACCGGUUACGAUUAAUAAAAUUAAAAAUGUAAAACUUUGAUUUUGUUUUUAUUUCCUACGGCUUCAACCAUUUCAAUUAUUUCUCUUAGUUUUUAUAGUGUCUGCGACCUUUACAAAAGUUUAGCUACUUUCCAGGGAUGUCAGUUGGCGAAACAGAUUUGUCAAACAAAUACAGCAUUUCAAAACAAACUUUCUGGCAUCCCUGUAACUGUCACUUUGUUCGUUCUUUCUUCUCGCACAGUUCGACCGGCAAGACGUUUGCUGACGUGCUCCUUCGAAUAAAAUGGCCGACAUGGCAAAGUUUUUGCAAAAGCAGUUUGGCGAGAUGAAGGCCCAACUGGACAAAGUUCACAGGGAGCUCAUUGAAGUGACGGCCCACGAGCGCACCACCAGGGAGGUCAUGGCCACGCUGAAGUCAGACCUGACGGAGGUCAAGUCGAUCCUGCACAACAUGAAAAAUGUUCCGGCACAAAGAACCUUCCCGUUGCGGGACAUGUCGGCGGUCGAGACUUUGUGCCGGAAAUUUGCUGAUGGGAAACUGGUAAAUGAUAUCAAGGCGGAGAUCAAUUACAUCUUCAAAAAUGCAUCGAAGGAAAAUUUUAUCCAGGACUUCCUCUCAGAUGAGGUUACAUGCUUGUACAAACAGGCAGACGACAUCAGAAAGUUGAACUUUAUGAAACACAUAAUAAACGAUAUUACAUUCACACCGAAGACCAACUUCACGAACAUGGUGAACCUCGCCAAGGCCAGGAUUUACUCUGCACGUAAUCGCCAAAACAAAAAGCUGGAGGAGUCAGCCGCCGUGCCACCCGUGGUUCCCGCGCUGCUCGCGAAACCCGUGCAGCGUACGACGCCUGCGAAGCUCACGAAGCCGGCGACGCCUGCAAAGCUCACGAAGCCGGCGACGCCUGCGAAGCUCACGAAGCCGGCGCCGUCCGCGAAACUCGCGCCGCCCGCAAAGAGAGCGCGUCAGGAAACUGUUGAGGAGGAAGAAUGCGACGAAGAGAUAGAAGAAGAAGAGGAGCCGGAAGAGUAUGAUGACGAGAUUGAAGGCGACGAUGGCGAGCUGGAGUCGCCGGAAUUUUCACCGGUGAAAGGUGCUCAGUGAUUUUUACUUGUUUGAACUCUCGUUUUAAGUUUUGUUAACGUCUAAUCUUUGUUAACGUCGCUCAAAUAAACGAUGAACUGUUUAUAACCUAUUUUAUUUGAAUCAUCCGAUUAAUAUAUAUAUUUAGUAGGUUUACGUCAGAAAACGAAACUCGAUCUCGUAUCUCGAUUAAUUGACCGAUUUCGUUGGGUUCAGAAGAAAAAAAAACAAAAUGUAUCGACAAAUUAACCGACUUAAUAUAAUACCAUCAGCCAAUUUAAUUUGGUUUCGACAGAAUCUCUUCUUAGUUUGUUAAUUAAUUAAACGAUUUUAGUUGUUUGCGUAGGCCAAUUUUAUUUGUUUUCGUUAAUAGCAGUGACUAAGAUAGAUGACCAAUCAACCAAUUUCGUUGGGUUUAGUCGGCCGAUUCUGAACCUCGACUAGUCGGAUAACGUCUGUGUUAAGUUUCCAUAAGAGUUGGGUGCACCAUUGACCGAUUCUUCAGCCAACUUCGUCGGUUGAUUCAACCGACUAAAACCAACUUAGUUUUGGGAACAGUAGGGUGUUUUUUUUA